AUGGAAGGAGAGACGGCACCCGAGGCCAGGAGAACAGCCAACAAAGCCACACGGAUUGCCCUCGGUGUCUUUGUGAGUGGCACCGUUGUGCUUGGCACUGCGCUUUUCUUGGCCGCUGGCAUCCUAAGCAAGAUAAAUCAAUCUGUAGAUCCGUGUGAGAACUUUUAUCGAUUUGCAUGUGAUGGCUGGAUAUAUAAUCACCCUAUUCCUGAAGACAUGUCAAACUAUGGUGUUUAUCCUUGGCUGCGGCAAAAUGUAGACCUCAAACUAAAGGCAUUGCUUGAGAAACCCAUAAGCAAAAGACGAGACAGUGAAGCUGUACAGAAGGCCAAGAUCCUUUAUGCAUCCUGCAUGAAUGAGAAUAAAAUUGAAAAAGCCGAUGUGAAACCCCUGUUAAGUAUACUGAGACAUUCACCUUUCCGCUGGCCUGUGCUGGAAUCCAACAUUGGACCUGAAGGUCUGUGGUCAGAAAGGAGGUUUAACUUAGUCCAAGCCUUGGCAACUCUUCGUGGUCAAUACAGUAACUCUGUCUUCAUCCGUUUAUAUGUGGCUGCUGAUGACAAAAUCUCCAAUCAGUAUAUCCUGAAGCUCGAUCAAGCAAGCCUCUCUCUUGCAUCUCGAGAAGAUUACCUAGAAAACACCACAGAAGCUAAAUCUUACCGAGAUGCCUUUUUGCAGUUCAUGGUUGAUACAGCAGUGCUUCUGGGUGCAAAUGCUUCACGAGCCGAAUCUGACAUGAAGUCAGUUCUAAAACUGGAAGUUAAAAUAGCUGAGAUCAUGAUUCCAUAUGAAAAUCGAACAAGUGAGGUGAUGUACAAUAAAAUGAACAUAUCGGAGCUUAGUGCCAUGAUUCCACAGUUUGACUGGCUGGGAUAUAUCAAGAAGGUGAUUGACACCAGACUCUAUCCUGAGCUCAAAGAUAUAGGUCCUUCAGAAAAUGUGAUUGUCCGUGUUCCUCAGUACUUCAAAGAUUUAUUCAGGAUACUAGAAAAUGAAAGGAAAAAGACUCUUGCCAACUAUCUGGUGUGGAGGAUGGUUUAUGCAAGGUUAUUUAACCUCAGUAGACGUUUUCAAUAUCGGUGGCUGGAAUUUUCUCGGGUGAUCCAUGGGACCACAACUUUGCUGCCUCAAUGGGAUAAAUGUGUAGACCUUGUUGAAGACGCACUGCCUUACGUUGUGGGUAAGAUGUUUGUGAGUGCCCAUUUUCAAGAAGACAAGAAAGAGAUGGAUGUGCAGGAACUGAGUAAGGGCUAUCAAUGA
Antrostomus carolinensis (chuck-will's-widow) is the source of this 1260-nucleotide messenger RNA. Its product is annotated as phosphate regulating endopeptidase homolog X-linked. The transcript is spliced from 11 exons. Gene Ontology annotation, cellular component: plasma membrane. Gene Ontology annotation, biological process: protein processing. NCBI's taxonomy places the organism in Eukaryota, Metazoa, Chordata, Aves, Caprimulgiformes, Caprimulgidae. The coding region runs from base 1 to 1260 and encodes 419 amino acids. The record is from RefSeq and is a predicted model, not a curated record. Gene Ontology annotation, molecular function: metalloendopeptidase activity.